AUGAAGCCCAUAACCGAUCAAACAGAGCAGGCACCUGAGAUUAAUGGCUCCCCGGAAAAUGCACAGCAUCCGUAUAAAAGACUCCAAAACCAAAGUAGUACUACCUGUAGUGGUAGCAAUGAGGUGCAGUCUAUGGAAAUGGUGUACAAGGAGAAGGCUAUUCCGCCGUGGACGCACCAGUUGACUGUAAGAGCUCUUGUUGUGAGCCAUGCGUUGGGGACUUUGUUCACUGUGCUAUUGUUGAAGUUACGUUUGACUACAGGAUUAAUCCUUACUCCUGCAUUUAUGCAUCCUGGGCUAGUAGGGUUCUCCUGCAUCAAAAUAUGGAUCACCAUCGUCGAAAGGUGUGGGAUUUUAGGCCAACCUUUUACCAGGCAAGAGAACACUAUGAUUCAAGUUUGUGUACUUGCAAUCACACGUGUUGCUCUUAAUGGAGGCCUUGCAAACUACAUUUUCGCUAUGAGCCGUAAUCUUGCAAAGCAAAUGCCUACUACAGAAGGCAAUGAUAACCUGAACAUUAAGGAUCCCAACAUUGCCUGGAUAAUCCCAUAUUUACUUGUAACAUCCAUCGUCGGCCUCGUCGCCAUGGUGCCACUUAGAAAGUUUAUGCUCAUAAACCUUAAAUUGGUGUAUCCUACUGGGCAAGCAAUUGGUCACCUUACUAACUGCAUCAACGCUCCUUUUACAACCAAGUUCGCCAGCUUCUAUUUUGAUUUCGUUGGUGCAAAUGUUGGGGUGGGCAUGCUGUGCACAUACAACACAUGCAUAUCGAUAUUGAUUGCAACAAUUUUCUGUUCUGGCAUCGUGUUACCCUAUCUUCGACGCAAAGCUGGAGUUUGGUAUGAUGAAACACUCCUCCCGGAGGACUACCGUGGGAUGUAUGGUUACCAAGACUUCGGUGGUUUGGCAAUGAUGCUUGGUGACAGCAUCUACAACGUCUUGAGAAUUGUUGGGGUUGCAUUGUUCCACAAACUCCGCAACAAAGACACUGCUGAUCAUCUUCAAUCCCCUCCUGAAACCUCACCUUCCGGUAAGGACGAACAGAUAAGGACCCAACACUUCCUCAAUGACCCAAUCCCGACCAAGCUAGCAACCAUCGCCUGCGCCGCACUUGUGGGCAUUUCCGCAAUACUACUUCCUCUAAUCUUCCGUCCGUUCAAAUGGUACUACGUCGUGGCCGUGUACAUAAUAAGUUUUGUUAUAGCUUUCAUCCAAGCACAUGUGGUCGGGCUUUGUGACGUUAUUCUCAACGUUACAUCUUUAGAUAUACGAUUUGUGUUCAUCUUCGGAGCAUGGGCGGGGAUGGCUCACGGCGGUGUUAUUGUCGGUCUGGUUGCUUGCGCGAUCAUAACCAACUUUAUCUCCGUCGCCUACGACCUAAUGACAGACCUGAGAACUAGCUACUUAACCAUGGCUUCCCCGAAGUCUAUUUUCGUUUACAAAGUCAUUGGAACUGUGUCGGGCUGCUUCAUCUCUUCCAUGACAUUCUGGUACUUUGAAAAACAUGAUAGUAAAGUUGGGACCGACCAGGCAUAUUAUACUGCAUAUAUUGGUGAAAAUUUUAGACAAACUGCUAUAUAUGGUGUUCAAGGAUUUUCAGGCUUCCCUAAGCACUACCUUCAGUUUUGGUCUGCCUUGUUCAUUAUGGGCGUCCUCAUCAACGUGAUCAAAGAGGUUUUGCCAAACAAGGUGGCAAGAUAUGUCCCUAAUCCAACAGCACUAGCUAUAUCAUUCUAUGUGGCAGGUCACAGUGGUGUUACUUUAUGUGUUGGGAGUUUGAUCGUUUUUCUAUGGAGGUGGAAGAAUAAGAAUCAGGCUGAUGCAUUUGCGCCCAUUGUUGCUUCUGCUUUGAUUUGUGGAGACGGGCUCUGGAAUUUGGUGAGUUCCGUAUUGGCUUUCAUUGGUUUCCUUAAGGCACCAUGGUGCGCCCAGUUUCUUCCAAGUCAAUAA
Molecule: messenger RNA, 1950 nt
Organism: Alnus glutinosa
Lineage: Eukaryota; Viridiplantae; Streptophyta; Magnoliopsida; Fagales; Betulaceae
Product: probable metal-nicotianamine transporter YSL7
Exons: 5
Coding region: 1-1950 (649 amino acids)
Cellular component (GO): membrane
Molecular function (GO): oligopeptide transmembrane transporter activity
Source: RefSeq, a predicted model, not a curated record